This is a messenger RNA of Plasmodium adleri (nom. inval.), 282 nucleotides long. Its product is annotated as mitochondrial ribosomal protein L41, putative. The transcript has 3 exons. The record is from RefSeq and is a predicted model, not a curated record. The coding region runs from base 1 to 282 and encodes 93 amino acids. Lineage: Eukaryota; Apicomplexa; Aconoidasida; Haemosporida; Plasmodiidae. Gene Ontology annotation, biological process: translation. Gene Ontology annotation, molecular function: structural constituent of ribosome. Gene Ontology annotation, cellular component: mitochondrial large ribosomal subunit.
AUGAUAAGGUUAAACUUUAUAAAAUUUGCUAAAAUGGGACCAAGUAAAGGCAAAGGUCCAUUAAUAGCGAAAUAUGCUCCAGUUGGUUUUAAGAAAGGAUUUGGAGCUAUAGGCCUGGGAAAACAUACAAAAAAAGGUUUUUUUAUAAUUAACAAAAUGCUCGUACCAAACUAUCGAGUCCCUGAUUUGACGGACUGCCAAUUAAAACCAUAUGUAUCGAAAAAAACACCUUUAAUUGUUAUGAAAAAACAACUAGGACCAAAAAGAAAAGUUUUAACCUAA